Molecule: messenger RNA, 7145 nt
Organism: Aphanomyces invadans
Lineage: Eukaryota; Oomycota; Saprolegniomycetes; Saprolegniales; Verrucalvaceae
Exons: 15
Coding region: 129-7100 (2323 amino acids)
Molecular function (GO): zinc ion binding; protein-containing complex binding
Source: RefSeq, a predicted model, not a curated record
UGGGAAAUGCGUUACUACCUCGUCGAUUCAGCCGUCAAGCGGAUGCCGACAGAAGCUUCGUGCUAGAGCAAGGGUCGCUUUCGUGGCAAAUCGCACGUCGCAAAACCAUAACGUUCGACCCGGAUUCGAUGGAGGUGUCGAUAUGGAACACGUGGCUUCUCCUCCUUGUGCUCUAUGACGCGUGGGUCGUCCCGUUACUCCUGUGUUUCUACGUGAUCGAUCCCGAUGUUUGCCACGAAACCUGGCUCACCACAGUCGUCAUGGCGUUUGACCUGUUCUUUGUCGCGGAUAUCUUUGUCCAAAUGCACAUGGGGUACUACAUUGCUGGCGACCUCGUGCGCUCCCCGGCCAGCACCCGUCGGCGAUACCUGACGUCGUUCCAGUUUCCCGUGGACGUGAUCGCGUUGAUUCCACUGCCGUUUUUCAACAUUCCAUUCAACCAUGGUUGUGGCUUGGUCCUCCUCAACAAGUUGUUUCGCUUACGAAGCAUCUUUGCGUACACGCUUGACUUUGACAAGGUGUUUGCCAUGUAUUUCAAGUUUUGCAAAGUCGUAAAAGUCGUCGUGGUAUCGUUCUACAGCAGCCAUUACAUGGCUUGUGUGUAUGUGGCGUUUGGAGAGUCGGGGGGCGGUCACGGGGACGAGAACGUGUGGAAGAUGCGCCACCACUCGGACGAUGGACACCAUCGCCUCCCCACCGAGUACUUUUCCGCCCUCUUCUGGUCGCUCGGGAUCGUGUCCAAAUGCGUCGAAGGCGAAACACCUCGGACGCUGCUUCAGUCGGCGUUCAUGGCGGUCGUCAUGAUGGGCGGGUUCUUGCUCUUUGUGUACAUUUGCGGCACUCUCUUUAUGAUUUCCAAAUGCGACGCCAACAGCUCGGAGCGAUUUGACGCCAAGCUGAACCAGCUUCGCUACGUCCUGUCUUUCCACCACGUUCCCCACAACAUCCAAGAGCGCGCGAUGGAAUUCCUCGAGAACGGCUUCAAAAGCGGCGACGCCAACGACCGCACCACGAUGAAGCUUCUCUGUCCGUCGAUUGCGAAAGACGUCAAGUUUACCCUCCUCAAGGCGAUGGUGGCCAACGUGCCGUUUUUCAAGUGCUGCAAUGCCGCCUUCACCCGCGCCCUCAUUGACCUGAUGGAGACGCAGUCGCUGCCGACCAACUACCUUGUCUGCAGCAAGGGAGAGCAAGGCGAAGACAUGUACUUUGUACAGUCGGGCGUGUUGGCCGUCCUGAUCGACAACAUCAAGGUGCGCGAACUACGAAAGGGUGGGUUCUUUGGCGAAUUGUCGCUGUUCACCAACCAAGUUCGAACGGCCAACGUGGUCACGGCUACGUUUUGCAUUGUCCAUCGGCUGUCGCGAUCGCACGUCCGCCGAGUGUUGCGCGCGUACCCGCAAUUCGAAACGCAAAUCCUGGCGUGUGUCAAGGCCCUACUCGAGGAAAUGGACCUCCACAACGAUCAACUCGCUCGACGGUUGAGCUCGAUGCAACUGGAAUCGGUCAACAAGCGAGCCCAAGCCUACGGGAACUUUGUCAACCACGACGUUCCGUCGAUGGAUGCAUCCAGUAAACGCCGUUUGAGCCACCGCUUUGUCGAGACAAUCCCAGCGAUGCCGACGGCGAUUGACGCUGGACCUACGAUGCAGUUUACCUUUGGAGACGCGACCGUCGUCGCCCGUACAAAGGUGUGGUGGAAAAAGACAUUGAAAAUGAAAUGGAAACAAUUGUUGCUGCCGUCGGCCAUCAACCGCAAAGCUCGUGUUCGACUCGUCUGGCUUCUCUGCGUCAUGGCCACGUCGUUGUACAAUGUCGUGACGGUGCCGCUGAUCAACACGUUUGAACUGAUCGGAUACCCCUUGUCCAUCCUCCUCCUCAACACGUUGGCGGACGCAGUGCUUUGGCUGGAUAUUUACGGCAAAUUCAACUUGUCCUUUGUCGAGGAGGCCGAGCAGAUCAUGGACACGGCCAAGUGCGCACAGCACUACCUACGCACAUCAUUUUACUUUGAUGUCAUGUGUGCAUUGCCAUGGUGGAUGGUGUAUCCUCCGCUGCACCUCAAGUUUCGAUUUGCCCGAAUUCUUCGGUUCUACACUUUCUCGGACGAACUCGAGGAAGUGGCGCUUUUUGUCCGGAUCAACAGUCGGCGGCGCAUCUUCGUGCUCGGGGUUGGACUGUUCCUGUGCUACCACAUUGCGGGCUGCAUGGCACAUGCCCUCGUGUACGUGUCAGGAUUUGGCGAGAACAACCAUGGAUGGCUUCCACCCAAGUCGCUCCAACUCGAGAAAAUCCUAAACAAUACCACGGGGGAGCUGGUGGGGUAUACCUUUGGAGAGGACGACCGAUUCGUCGCUGUCGACGAUGCGUUGGUCAGCCACGUCCUUCUCAACCAGUAUUUGCGAGCUCUUCAGUACGGCGCGGUGUGCUUGACGAAUUUGGGGCGGCCGUUGGAGCCCGAGAACCUGUGGGAGUUCAUCCUUGCAUUCGUGCUCAUGUUGUGUGGCAUGUUAGUCAUCUCGAUCAUCAUCGACGAAGUUCAAAAACGAGUCACGGCAUCCGCCGUCGAACAAAUGGAGUUUCUGUCGACGCGGUCGCGGAUCUUACACUUUUUACACAAACAAAAAGCCCCCGUCGAGAUGCACCGCCGCGUGGCAUCGUACUUGGACUUUUGGUGGAGUGCCCAUCGAGGCGCCAACAUCAAUCAGCUCCUUAGCGAGCUGCCCAACAGCAUGCAGCGCGAGAUCUACGGAUUCAUCUGCUCCCCCGUUCUCGACGUGAUCGAGCGAAUCGACAAAAUCGGCGAAAACAUCGAACGCGUGACGGGCAUUCUCCUCGACAACUUGGUCAUUCAGUUGUACGGACAAGGCGAAAUGAUCUACCGCCGCGGGGACUAUGCUGAUGCGCUGUUGAUCCUGCUUGUUGGGCAGUGUGGUGUCGGACACAACCCUCGCACGUCGGCAACGCGACCCGUCCGAUCGCUGAAACACGGAGACUUUUUUGGUGUGUCGAGUUUGAAUCUCGACAACGAGAACGUUGUGCAUAACGACCAAGCCCUCGCCCGAAGUGCGUGCGUGGUUGCGGUCGUGUCUCGCUCGACGCUGGCGCUCAUAAAUCAAGCGUUUCCGUCGUUCUGUGACGCCCUCAUGGUUCGGGAAACCAAGCGAUUUGGCGAACACCGCGCCUUGUCCAAGUUACUCGAUCCGCAGGAACUUGUCGCGCUCGGGUCAAAGAAGAAACCGUUCGUGAUCAAUCCGGACUCGACCUUUUCCGUGUCGUGGGAGACGCUGCUCUUCUUUGGCAUGGUUUUCCAAAGCAUCGGUGUGCCAUUUUACAUGGCGUUUGGGUUUAACGAACAAGACAUCGGACCGUCCGAUGGACUCUCGAUCGUGCUCGAGACAUGCUUUCUCGCCGACAUCUUCUUGAAAACCCGGACGGGGUUUCACUUUUACGGCAACAAGGUUAUGGACAGGACGCGAAUCCAACAGCGGUACCUGCGGUCGCUCCAUUUUGUCAUUGACGUGCUCGCAGUCAUUCCACUAAACUUGGUAAACGUGACGCGGGACCAGCGAUCCGAGGCGUGGAACAUCAACAAGCUCCUGCGUCUGUUCAAGCUGUCGUCGCAGAUCGAGCACUUGGAGCGGCACUACUACACGAUCAACAUCCAAAUUCGGAUUUUCAAGCUCGUGUUUUACAUCUACUUGCUGGCGCAUUACAUUGGGUGUACGUGGUACAACUUUGCCAGCAACGCGUCGACCUUGUUUGGAUUCAUUCAAGAGACCCAGUUUGGCAAAGACCCGUGGCUUCCUGGCACAGAGCUCGACGUCGCCAACACCGACCUCUCGACAUUGGGCAAAUACUUUCACGCGUUGUAUUGGGGCAUGGGACUUCUGCUCGGGUUUGAACCAGGUCAAUACCCCGAAACUCCGAUCGAAUACGUGUAUACGAUGGUCGCCCAGACUUUUGGCGUGUUCUUGCUGGCGUAUGUGGUCGGAAACCUCCUCGACAUUGUCCAAGUCAUGGAAGGCAACAACCGCAUGUUCUUUAGCAACCUCAACUACGUACGCAAGCUGACAACGUACUUUCAGUUUACCGACGACGUGAAGGCCAAGAUCCAGCACUUUUACUUUUAUCGGUUGUUCCACAGCAUCCACGAAGAGCACGUGCUGGCGCAUUGCUUGGCGCCGUCCCUCGUUGCCGACAUUCGCCUUUUCCUCCUCACGCCCAUGCUCAAGAAAGUCCCGUUCUUUCGCGACGAGAACGCCAGCUCUAACGUGACGCGGUCGCUCGUUCGCCAGCUUUCCCAAAUUCUCGUCACGCGUGGCGAAGUCGUGUGCCGACAAAACGAAAUUGGGAUCGAAAUGUACUUUAUCUUUACGGGGUGCCUGGAAGUGUUUGUGGCGACCGAAGUUACAUUUCACGAAGUGGAUUCGCCCCAUAUCGGGUUAAAAGUAAACGAGCUGCAGGCAGGGUCUUUCUUCGGCGAGAAAUCACUCUUUUCCGAUCAACCCCGCAACGCGACGAUCCAGGCCAAGACGUUUUGCACGUUGUACCGGCUGUCCCGGAAGCACCUCGAGUCCGUGUUUGCCCAGCACCCCGAGUGGAAGGUCACCGUCAUGGAAAUUGUGAGCGCCAUUUACGAAAAGCAGCAAGCCCAAAUCGAGCAAGACAAGCACGACAAAGCCCAUGGCGAGAGCGAAGCGCGCGUGAUAAACAGUCGACGGAGCCUCCAGGAUGACCAGGACCACCGGAAUAGCAGCCAUCUUGCAGGUCGGUUGGCACGACAGUCGUCAUCCAAAACAGAAACGGAGCACGCCGCGUCGGCGUCGGUGGUGAAUUCAUGGUUCCGAAGCACGAUGCGACUGCUCAAGGUCGUCGAGGUCCAGUCGAGGUUUUACGUGCGGUACUUGAAUAUUUUGUCCGUGUCGUUGUUAUAUACCGCCCUCAGCAUCCCGUACUUUAUCACAUUUGGUCGUGGCCAAGAAAGGACGCACAUCUCGAGGGUCAUGUUGGUUUUGGACAUCGUCACGGACAUUGUGUUUACGUUUGACAUUUGGUUCAAGUGGAACUUGGUCGAGACGGUGGCGUCACGGGAGUUCUACGAACACCGUAUCACGCGGGACAAGACUGGCGUCUUUGUCGAUAUCGUGACAGUACUCCCGAUCGACUACAUCUAUUCGUCGGUCGUAACCAACUCGGCACUGCUGCGCAUCAACCGUUUUCUCAAACUUCGUCAGCUCACGCACACCAUCAGUGAAAUCCACCGCUUCAGCAUGUCGUACGAACUGAAUCGGCUCAAGCUCCUGGCGCUGUACUAUUUUAUCAUUUGCUACUGGACCGCGUGCGCGUACUUUGGACUGACGAUCGUCGUUGGUUUCUCGGCCGAGUGGAAUUCGUCACUUCCUGUCGAAUACUUUGACUCACUCAACCACAAGGACGACUACGACCUCGAGUUUGCCAUCCACCAAUUUUUGCGGUGCUUUUACUACGCUGCGACGAUCUACACGGGGGCAGGGCUCGUCAAUGAACCCCAUGCAGCCAUCGACUUUAUCUUCCUCUUCGUUGUGACCGUGUUCGGGAUGUUCUUGAUGGGUUAUGUCAUCGGCGAAGCGUCGACGUUGUGUAUUUACCUCAUUCAGAAUGAAGUCGAGUUCAAGAUCAACCAAAUGAACAUAAUGGAGUUCUUGGUUCGGAAGCGCAUGGAUAGGUCCGUGCACUCGCGCGUCCACAUGUACCUGUCCUAUUGGUGGUCGACCCAGCAAGGCGUAGCGUACCAAACGAUUCUUGAGCAACUCCCGCCACGAAUUCGGUCGCAAGCGUAUAUCCAAAUGGCCCGCUUGAGUCUCGCGCGGUUUUCCAUGCGGUACAUUCGCCCGUUGUGCGACGCGUCCAUGGGCGUCGACCUUGUCAUGCACAGCAUUGCCAACCGUUUGGUUUUUGAAAGCUAUCCCGCGGGCGAGUCUGUCAUCGUUCAAGGCAAUAUUGGCCAGACCAUGUAUUUUGUGUCCAAGGGCAACCUGGUCACGGCGUCCGCCGCACCAGACUUUUCCUCGACUCGAUAUGUCGAUGGUCAAUUCUUUGGCGAAGAGGGGUUCCUGGCGUCGAGUUUUUGUCGGCAUUCUGUCGUGACACUGCGAGCUUGUGACUUGCUUGCCCUCACGUCAUCGGAUUUUCUCAUGGCGCUCAGCGAGCACCCUCACUUUGCCGAAUGCGUCGCCAUUGCAUGGGACACGAUUGUCAAUCAUAACAUUACGCUCAAGGAAUUGCAUGGCGCAAGCGAUGUCGGCGACUGUGUGUACAACAUGAUGGAACGAAAAAAGGCAGAGUUGCAGCAUGUCAAGAUGUCGUCGAUUGACCGCGCCGAAGUCAUGUUUCGCCAUUUCCUUCGGCUGUUUGUCCGCCAAAUGCCCGACAACUUAUUGCACGAUGAACAUGCCAUGCCCCACGGAACACAAGCCCAGUGCCAACACUGCGAAGACCUGCUUGCGACACUGUAUUGCCGACUGUGUCCACAAGGGCUAUGCGACGACUGCUCUCGGCAAAUCCAUGAAAACACGCACUUUGCCCACCAUCUCGAUUCCAUUACGAGAUUGCACACGCAGGAACCGCCCACUCCAGCACGGUCGUCGAGCAGCUACGGUCUCGCGGGCAUAGUGCAGUCGCUUCAAAAGUUCAAAAAGAAUCACGUGAUGCCGGCAACUCAAGUCGCUGGAGACACGUCGCCACGAUUCGCGUCAAAACACGUGAUUGCGAUUCCAAGCACCAUGGUGACUGAGGCGGACGCGCGUAGCGACACCGUCAAGAACAUCCAACGCGCCAACUCUCGCCGAGGGUCGAGGAAACACUCGGUCACGCGCCAUACCCCCCCGAUCGCGCCCGGUCACAUUAUGCCCGACGCCCUUGUUGACGAAUUCAAGCGCGGCAUGCUAAACAUACCAAGACCAAACAUCGACAUACGAUCGUCAGCUGACGCAGCGCCAGUCACUGCCGAGUCUACCUUGCUUCCGCCACCUCCCCACUCAACUGGCGCAGUGGCCUGCGCCACGGAUUCGCUUCAACUGUCCAUAGGUGGGGACCCCGACGUUUUGACGACGUCCUCGUAGUACCCACGUGGUGUUAAGAUCAAUGGCAGUACUGGUCAGAUCGAG